AUGCAGGACAUGGAAGCAACGAACCCACUUGUACGCGCUCUGGCGCUGCGAACAAUCGCAUAUGUACAUGUACGGGAGUUUGUCGAAGCCACCGUGCAGCCGCUCAAGGGCUUAAUGGGCGAUAUGGACCCGUAUGUUCGGAAGACCGCUGCUUUCUGCGUUGCCAAGCUGUAUGAGCACGAUAGGAAGAUGGUUGAGACAUCUGACCUAAUCGCUCGCCUGAACGAGAUGUUGAAGGACGAAAACCCAACGGUUGUAUCGAGUGUCUUGGCCUCCUUGGUGGACAUUUGGGGGCGGAGUGAAACCAUAUCCCUGACAAUCGAUUACUCGAGUGCAUCGAAGCUAGUGUCUAUCUUGCCAGACUGUUCAGAAUGGGGUCAAACUUAUAUUCUGGAGGCUCUCAUGUCAUAUGUCCCGCAAGAUUCCGCAGAGGCCCUGCUAUUAGCAGAACGCAUUGCGCCCCGACUCUCUCACUCCAACUCUGCGGUAGUCCUCACAUCGAUCCGCGUCAUUCUUUACCUCAUGAACUAUAUUGCGGACGAACGACACGUUACUUCUCUCUCGAAGAAACUAUCACCGCCUCUGGUGACUCUCCUAUCAAAACCCCCGGAGGUGCAGUAUCUUGCGCUCCGUAAUGCCAUACUUAUCCUACAAAAGCGGCCAGAAGUACUUCGGAAUGAUAUCCGAGUCUUCUUCUGCAACUACAAUGACCCCAUCUACGUCAAAGUGACGAAGCUCGAGUUGAUAUUCAUGUUAACUACUAAGGAAAACAUCUCUGUUGUGCUGGCAGAACUGAGAGAGUAUGCGACCGAGAUUGAUGUUCACUUUGUGCGCAAGGCCGUCCGUGCCAUUGGAAAGUUAGCGAUCAAGAUCGAGUCUGCUGCUAAGCAAUGCAUUGAUACGCUUCUCGAUUUGGUGAACGCCAAGAUUCCUUACAUUGUCCAAGAAGCAACAGUGGUCAUCCGCAACAUCUUCCGCAAAUACCCUAAUCAGUACGAAAGCAUUAUCGGUCAGGUUAUCCAGAACAUCGACGAGCUUGACGAACCGGAAGCCAAGGCAGCCAUCAUCUGGAUCAUUGGACAAUACGCAGACCGCAUUGAAAACUCCGACGGCCUUCUCCAGGACUAUCUCGCCACCUUCCACGACGAGACAAUAGAAGUGCAACUGGCCCUCCUGACCGCAACAGUCAAGCUCUUCAUCCAACGCCCAACAAAGGGCCAACAGCUCGUCCCGCAAGUCCUCAAGUGGUGCACAGAGGAAACAGACGACCCCGACCUCCGCGACAGAGGAUACAUGUACUGGCGCCUCCUCUCUACAGACCCAACCACCGCCCGCCAAGUCGUCAUGGGUCAGAAACCGCCCAUCUCCGCCGAAAGCGAGAAGCUCGAUUCCCGCACUCUCGAAGAGCUCUGCCUGAACGUCGGCACUUUGGCUACAGUAUACCUCAAGCCCGUGCAGCAGGUCUUUCGCUCCGCGCGCACUAGACGCCUGCAGUAUAGCCCGGCGCUGCAGAAGACACAGGAGGAUCUCACAUCGACGACCUGGCAGUAUGCGGCUCCAGUCGCGGCCCCGAACCCCGUUACCUCGCCCAACGCAGCUGCAAAUGGAUCAGCGACCACACCGGGUGGUAGCACGAAUGAUGCUGUGAACGCGGCGGACAACUACUUUAGCAGUGUGGCCGCGGGGACGCAGCAGAUGGCCGCUCUGGACCUUGGUGGUCGUGAAGACGGUGGUCUUGGUGGUGGUGGCGCGCCGCCACUGCAGUAUGUCGUCAACCAGAACCAGCAGCAGGCGUAUCAGCCUCAGUUGGCUGGUGGUGCGGCAACGGGGGAGCUUUUACUAUUGUAA
Molecule: messenger RNA, 1848 nt
Organism: Aspergillus calidoustus
Lineage: Eukaryota; Fungi; Ascomycota; Eurotiomycetes; Eurotiales; Aspergillaceae
Source: the annotation of a GenBank genome assembly